Molecule: messenger RNA, 1467 nt
Organism: Salvia splendens (bonfire salvia)
Lineage: Eukaryota; Viridiplantae; Streptophyta; Magnoliopsida; Lamiales; Lamiaceae
Product: protein PELPK1
Exons: 1
Coding region: 56-1126 (356 amino acids)
Source: RefSeq, a predicted model, not a curated record
UGAAGUUCACUUGAACAAAAAGCCCUUCUUAAUUCAGCUAUUACAUCCUCAAGCAAUGUCAUCUUAUUGCCACCAUUCCCUUUUCCUCUUCUUGCUCAUCACUGUGUCAUCUAUAACGAACCAUGCAGAGGCGCGCCGUCUCCUAGAGUCUCCUGUGCCUGAGGUUCCAAAGCCCGAAAUCCCUUCUAUACCCAAGCCUGAGCUGCCAACUCUGCCAAAACCCGAGAUCCCAACAUUGCCAAAGCCCGAGGUUACAACAUUGCCAAAAUCAGAGGUACCUGUGUUGCCAAAGCCCGAACUUCCAACACUACCCAAGCCAGAGGUACCGACAUUGCCUAAGCCAACACUCGAAAAAGCUGAAACGCCAAAGCCUACUCUUCCUGAAAUACCAAAGCCUCAAAUGCCAGAAUUGCCAAAACCAACAGUGCCAGAGCUACCAAAGCUCCCAGAAUUAUCAAAACCAGAGGUACCAACUGUCCCUAAGCCUGAGGUUCCAACAGUGCCAAAACCUGAGGUCCCGACUUUGCCUAAGCCUGAGGUUCCAACAGUGCCAAAACCUGAGGUCCCUACUUUGCCUAAACCUGAGGUUCCAACAGUGCCAAAACCUGAGGUCCCUACUUUGCCUAAGCCUGAGGUUCCAACAGUGCCAAAACCUGAGGUCCCGACUUUGCCUAAGCCUGAGGUUCCAACAAAGCCAAAACCUGAGGUCCCGACUUUGCCUAAGCCUGAGGUUCCAACACAACCAAAACCUGAGAUCCCGACUUUGCCUAAGCCCGAGCUUCCAACAGUGCCAAAACCAGAGGUACCGGCAUUGCCUAAGCCAACACCAGAAAAGACUGAGUCUCCAAAACCUACUCUACCUGAAAUACCAAAGCCUCAAAUGCCAGAAUUGCCAAAACCUACGAUGCCAGAGUUACCAAAGCUCCAAGAAUUGCCAAAACCUGAAGUUCCGACUAUCCCUAAGCCAGAGGUUCCAACAUUGCCAAAACCUGAGGUCCCGACUUUGCCUAAGCCCGAAGUUCCAACAUUGCCAAAACCUGAGGUCCCGACUUUGCCUAAGCCAGAAAUGCCAAAGUUGCCUGAACUUCCAAUGAUUCCAGAACUGCCUAAACCAACUUUGCCAUAAGGACCCAAAUCCCGUUGACAUAGGAGCAUAUCAUCAAGAACCAAGUUUCGGAGAUCGACCUUACUGUGGAGGAUAUAAUAUUCUAGAAUGAUGGACUUAUAUAGUCGUUACUGUGUUCUUUUCUUAUCGUUUUCCAAAUUUUCUUCGUAUUAUAUGUAAGCUUGUUUGUAUGUUCUGAGAGUUUACAGUUUUUAAUUCUCUGUUGAUGACUUGAUGUCAUUUAUAUAUAUUCAUGAUUGAUUGAGGUUUUCGGUUAUGAUUGAUAGAAAUCCAUGGGUUCCAUCCUAAAACCAAUUGGUGAUAGGAGGAGGGGCCCAUGAGACUUAUAUACUAGUUUCAGU